CUGGGCAUGCCUGCCAGGAGCCUUCAGGAAGAUGCUCUCUCCCAUUUUCCAAGGCACUGCAUCACCUUCCAGGCUGACCCGAGUCGCUGCCAGUAUUUAGAGAGGCACGGAGAUGCGUCAAAGCUCGCUGGCAGAGGUUUAGCGUGUCCCCGUGGAGGGGGACACACGGACACGGACACGCGGACACGGACACGCGCGCUGCGUGCGCGCCGCCCGCCGAGUACGACAGGGACCCACGGGCUGGAGGAGGCAAAGCUGCAGUCAGGGCAGGAGAAGUGAGGAGGGGAAGAGGCGGGAGCAGAGGGAGACGGAGGAGCGGAGAGGACAGAGGGAGAAACAGGCACCGAGACUCUUCAGAGAUGGGUGAGUUAUAACUAAGAGAGCAGGAGGAAAGGAAGAGAAGGAGAGCCGUGGGGAGGGGGAAAGGGAAAGGAGAGAAGAGACUGAGUCAGCUUCCAGAGGGCAAACACCAGGAGACGAGUUCAGGGAACACCCCAGCAUACCAAGAAGGACCUGCUCCGUCUGAAUCUUCACCAUGAGCACAAGGAAGAGCUGCCCCCUGCCACUGGGGCAAGGAGACCAGGAGGAAAAGCAGAGCGAGAGAACUCCUGACCUGGAACGACAUGAGCGUGAGAUGGAGCUGAGGAACAAAGCUAUUCUGCAACAAAAGAGGCGCCUCAAACAGGCCACACAGUUUGUGCACAAGGACUCUGCUGAUCUGCUGCCCCUGGAUGGCUUGACAAGACUCGGCACCUCCAAGGAUCUGCAGCCUCACAGUGUGGUCCAGCGGCGCCUCUUGGAAGGCAACCUGAACAAGCUGCGGGGCGAGGCCAGGGGUCAGUCUGCACGGGUUCAAUCUCCACUGGCAAAAGACCAGGAUGAAAAGAUUGAAAAGGGAGAGGACAGAAGAAAAGAGACUUCACUCCUGCUAAUACAGUGCCAGUGUCAAGGUCAGCUAUUGAAAGCGACUGUUAACACUGGAUGUCUACCAAACCUCAUCUCCAAAAGGUGUUUCAACCAGCUGGGGCUGGAAGAAGUGUCUGCCAUGGACUGUGGAGACCUCUCUCCUCCCAUCCCCAGCGUUGUUGGCCGAGUAGAACAUAUGGAAUUGCAAUUUGGCCAGGAGACAGUGCUGUGUUCAGCACUGGUUGUAGAUGAUGAAAUGCUGGAGUUUUGCAUUGGCCUCCAGACUCUGUUGUCUCUCAAGUGUUGCAUCGACUUGGAGGAAGGAGUCCUGAGAUUUAAAACACUGAGUCAGGAGCUGCCUUUUCUACAUGCCUCUGAAGAGCCUGGUCAGUGACUGGCUGCAUUCCCCAUGUCUGGAGACUUGCUGCCACGAGAGAGAGAUGAGGGUGAGGCUCCCAUGCCCCUAACCUUACUGAGUUCUAGGCUGAGGUAUUCAACGGGGAUUGAGAAAAAGGCAAGUGGGUGCUGGAAGCUGACACUGGGAGUGCCUCAACUUGAGUUAUCCCUCCUUUCAGUGGACCCUCUUGCUAGUCCUGAUGUGCCGAGUGGGCAUUUUCUUCUUGUUCUGCUAUUUGGCUCUAGUCUCUCCAAUUUCUGGUUCUGUAAUAAAUUUAUGCUACCCCUUUAAUGACUUUACAAUACACCCUGUUCACAAGAGAGUCUUUGUGAACAAUCUCCAGUUGUUCUAUUGGCAGGAGAACAGCGUUUCCUCCAAAGACCUCCAAAGAUUACCACAAAUGUUUCUCUUCUCAUUGCCUCAAUGCCAGCGUACACCAGUCCUGUUUCUUUGUUGGAAGGGUUCUGUUCCCUUUGCCUAUACUCUGGGAAGUUGGAUUUUGCUGCUUUUUUCUGGCUCAGAGCAGAACAGAAGUAUUUUCUUAGGAAAACUUUGUGGCAAAAACAGUUUUAGAGUUCUCAGUUCUCAGAAUCUUUUGCAGAUAUGUUGAGUGCAGAUGCCUAAAGCACUGACAGGGGCUUGGGCUUUGCCACUACAUCCCUGGGCACUAAACUAUAUUGUAUGAAUGGCAGUGCUUACCAUCUCUUGGUGUUAUACCCUAUAACCAGACUUGCACACCCUGUUCUUCUGGUCAGGCAACUCCUUUCUGCACUCCAGCUGCUAAAGCUGCACCCCUCUUCCCUCUGCUGCUUCAUCAGAGAUCCUGCCACUUAGUUUAAAUGCCACAAUGAAUUACAGCACUGAGUCUUCUGCUCUGUCAUCUCCUUUCUUUCAACUUGAAAUCCAGUGAUUAAACACACACACAUCAUCAGUCUCGAGUCCUGGCAUCACACAGCCCAUCAACUUUGCUUCUCUUGCACAAAAUGAGAACUUGUAGUAUCAGCUCAAGUUAGAAAACGGCGAACUUAUCUGGAAUGUUAAAAGUGAUUUAACACAUUAACAAUUGGGUUUAUUUAAUUUCUUUUUUUUUUUUUUUUCAAUUUCCAUCCUAAAGCAUAGCUGUAUUAAAAAUACAUAAUCUAUUCUUAAAUAGCUCUAGGAAAAAUGCACUAGGUCAGGGCAUGUUCUAUGCCUAAUGGCUACUGAUUCGCUAUCCAAACUGCAAAACGUACCUUUAUCUACCCUUAAAAUGGUAAUUUUUGGGUACCCCAAAAUGACAACCCCAUUUUGCCUAUUUUCCUGGAUUAAACACCACUGACUUGCCUCCUUUUUUAUCAAGGUGGUCAUUGUCCCUGUUGUGCUUCUCAAAAAACAUGUGUAUGCAUUUUUUCCUUUUAUUUCUUCAUUAAUUCUUUUCUCUACAGCUGUAUGCUGUAGUUUAACACAUGCUAAGGACAUCAGAGUAAAGCCUGGGUGAUAUGAUUUGGGACUCAUUUACCAGAGAUAGUUGGCAUGACUGGCAUCUGUUGCUCCUACAAGGAGCAUCAGAUUUUUACUGUUAGUCAUCAUAUCUUGCAGCUUCUGAUAUGUUCCUUGACUUCUUUACCACUCUUCUACUUGUGCAUCUAUUUCUGGCUGCAUGAACUGCUUUCCAUGAAUCUCUCAAGUGACACCAACGGUUCUCUCAUUUAGUCAGGAAAACAUGCCUACUCAAUGAGCCUGUCUUCCAAAGUAGCAGUAACUCCUCCUGGAUUUGUAUCACUUGCAUGCCUGACUGGCUUCUCAAACCCAGGGCUCUAGACAGCUCAUGCUUGUACUAAACCAUCUUGUAUUCUAGCUGCACUCUAUGUGGUACCUAUGUGCUGACAAAAUCUUGCUUGUGAUAGACAAAACACCUGUUUCUAUAUGCAUCAACUCAUCCAGUUUCCAACUCUCAUUGUCCUCUGAAAGCGGAAUGUAGAAUAAGGGCAAAUAAUCUAUACAUACAGAUACCAUAUCCAUUACAAUCUUAUUACUCAUUAACUUCUAUGAUCCAUUAAAAGAAAACCCUAAACCACAACCCAAAAGCUGACUUUAGCCCUAACCCAAAGAAUAAAGCCCAACGAUAACCCUAAAUCUAAGAUGUAGGGCACUACAUCCUAAUCCUAAAUUUAACCCCUAAAACACUCUAAAACUUAGUGUUAAUUCUAUCACCUAAAUCAAAUCACCAUCCCCUAACUAUAAAACUUAACAUUAAACAUAACCCCCUAAAUUUGACACUGUAACCCCAACAUUUACCACCUGACUUUAAACUCAAACCAGGAACCUAAUCAUAAAUACAUUAACUAAUCUCAAAACCUAACCAUAAUCCCCAACCCUAAACACUAAGUUAACCCCAGCCCCUAAGCCUAAACUCCAAGGCCUAAACCUAACCCCUAACUCUAAACCCCAAACCAUAUACCAAAACCUAACCCCUAACCCCAACUCUAACACAACCUACACCUAACCACAACCACCAAACCCUAUCUGACGGCUUUGGUCAUUUCCCACAAGGGGCCCUGUUUCCCUCUAGAGUGCCCUGGGGCUUUUGCUGAGUAUUGUUUUGCCCUGCAAGGGGCCCUGCUGCCUUUCAGUGUCCCAGGGCUUUUGCUGGGCUUUGCUGGUGCCCACAAGUGCAUGGGAAGGGGAGGGCCACCAACACCUGUAAGUCCUGGCCACUUCCUUGUGAGAGCAAUGCCUGGUGUCAGUUUUGCAGCUGGGCCCUAGCUACGGCAAGGGUGUAGGUGAGGAGCCUUCAGACUGAAGCCAACAGGAAUCUUUCCAAUGAUUUAACAAGUGUUGGAUAGGAUCCAACUAGAUAGAAAACUGCCAUGACUUUGAGUUGACAAUUCUGUUUUGACUACUGCCUGUCACUUGCAGCCCUGCAAAUACCUGCAGACUAGCUGCUGCUGGAAUUCACCAGGUGCUGUUCCUACAUGUCUGUCUUGAAAUAACUGCUUUUGCCCACAUUCACAACAUCCCCCAGCCUUUCUGAAACCUUUCUGUGGUUCACAUGCCUCAUAUCCUAACCACUAGCAGUCUGGGCUCCUCUGUGAAUCAAUGUGCUACAGCUGGUGAAAAUCUCCAGCCCUAUCUAUUCCUCUCUUCUCUGCUUAAUGACUCCUUUGCAUCUUCCUUUCCUUCUGCUCACUCUGGUGAGUGUAAAAUUUCCUUCAAAAAGGAAAGUUUUUAGAGAAUCCUUUUAACACUUGCCUUGUACCCUGAUUGCUAAUGCACAUUGUGCCACAAUCUUGCCAGCCUUUCUUCUUUAUUGUAAACAACUGCAUGUAUAAAUUGUCAGUCACAGAGAGGAUGUUUCCAAGAAAGCAUUAAAUUAAUGUGAGUUCUUUUCUCAACUCUGAAAUCAGCUUCAGGGCAGAAGACACGCCCUUCACCUUCCUCCUCUCCAUGUCAGUUGAACACACAGAUCCACUCAGUAGAAGUCUAUUUUGUCCAGACAUUGAGGAACCUGUUGCCAACAGUUAUCUUUAAACCUCCCCAUCAAUCUUUGUUGCAGGCAGAGCUUCCAGAAAAAAAGCCCAUUUAUAUGACUGAGAGCUGCGGGUCACAAUGCCACGGCAGACACCUCACUUCACUAAAUCACAGUUGCCUAAUCCUACAGGGGCAGUAGGUGCUUUCCUCACCAACACAGCUCCUGGUGGGUUUUCAUCUCCCCGAGUUACUUGGCAUAAAAUGACACGCUGUUAUUGCACUAGACACGUGUAUUCUGAAUUCUAGCCCAAAGAUAAUUUUCUUUCUCCAAAGCAUUUUUGUGUCAUUACCUCUGAAGCACAGCCUCCAUUGUGAAAGAAAGAAGUCUUGGCUUUAAAAUGUGAUUGUAAAAUAGAACUUACAACAUCUCAAAGAAGCCAAUCCAACCCUCAUUUACAAACAUGGUAAUGUUUAAGUCUUCCAACACUGGGGAGCACAGUAAGUAAUUUUUGAAUGGGCUGGCAAGCCUAAAGAUUGUCUUAAUUGUAGUUUCUCUUGGAAAAGCCUAUUUUACAGAUACACUUUCCUUUCAAUUCCAGUCAUCUCUAUUGCUUUUGGGGGAUAAAGAGAACUAAGUAAUUAUCUAAAGGUCUUUUUCACUGCAGAUCAAAGAAUGCUAACACUUUCAUAGAGAAAGCAGUACAAACUAACAGCUCAGAGCAGGACAUAGGCGGAUCCUGUACGUGUCCAACACUGGCUUCCUCAUGAUGAGGCCUGUCCCUUCAUUAUAAGAAAUUUAAUGUUCUUAUUUUAGGGAUAAUCUCUCUGACCUUGGUGGUCAGUUCCUAUCAGGGCUGCUUUCUGAUAGAGUGGGUACAGCAGUUGUGGAAAAGUCUGCAGGGAAAUAACUGCCAUGGCAAAUCUCUGGAACAGUGUGCAAUACACCCAGGGGCGGGGCGAAGGACUUCUGUCCUUCCUGAGAACAUGCACUCUGCCAAAGCCAUAAUCAGAACCACUUCCAGAAGCUUGGGGUCACUUGGUUUUGAACGGUGUGGGAACUGCAGCCAUCCAUAUUCCCAGAGGAUUGGUCCUUCUUUCACUAGCAGCAGGUGAACUAUGGCAUUGAAGACCAUUGAGCCACACACCUGUGUUUGCAUUCAAUCCUCCUCUCAAGAGACUCCACUGGCACAUGCCAGGAUACACCUGAAGAGUUACAGAAAUAAUUAAAUUAUGGCAGAAAGAUCAUAAAAACGAGGGCAGGGAUGGACAGGAUGGUUUAUUAUGUCUCAGGAAAAUAAGGCAACCCUCUCCCUUCAUUUUUUUGCUAGUAAAUUGAGCAUCAGAACCAAAGCCAUGAAUCAUUUUCUGCAAAUGCCCCCAGUGCCUGCAAAUACUGUCAGACUCCUCACUUGCUGUGUGCUGGCGCUGGGACAUAAAAGGGUGUCCUGCAAAUGCUGCCCUGUUGAAAAGUUUCCCAGCACCAGCAGGUUAUGCCAAUCUGCUAGAGUAGAAUACAGCAAGAAGUUUCUGCUGCGUGGGAAGUAAUCACUUCCAAUUCCAACUCUGUGGCUUGUGCUGGCUGGCAAAGACAAACAGACAAUUAGUUACAAAGAAAGUAUAAUGUAGCUCCAUCACUCCGCCUUAAGUGGCUCCUUUCCUGAGAAGAUGGGCACUUUACAGAAAAACUGUUGCCAGUGGAAGUAGCUUGAGUAACAGAGUUCAAGAAAGAUUUGGCACUUAGGAGUUCAAGGCAGGAAAAAGUAAGGAAAGCCAUCUUUUGGCCAAGGAACAGUACAGAUGUUCAGUUAAUUCUUCUUUAGACACUUUUCUCUUUGUGCACAAGGAGCACAGGAGCAAAAUGGAUCUGCAAGUUAUUAUGUGCUGCACGCAGUAUAAAACUGUCAGGGGAAGCCCUCAAAUGUUAGUAUUUUUCCUUUCCAAUGGUUUUUAAGAGCUGAAAAAUUUUGGGGAACAGAUGUUUUUGUAGUGUCUGUAUUUUCUCAAUGCUACUUUUCAUAGUGUGCAUUGCCUGGGCUUGCAUAGCACGGAGCAAUGUUAUCCCUCAGGCCAGCAAAAGAGGGUUGGGGUACACAAAUGGCGCUGCCCAACAUUUGCAAUGUUUUUGCCCUAUUUUCUUUGAAAGAUAGUUCUUAGAAAAAUGUCAUCUCUCCCUCAGUAACCCCUUCCCAUUCUUUCUGACCAAUUAAUAGUCCAACAGUGGACCAGACUGACCUUUCUUUCUUGGAAAUCAUUCAACCUGUACAGCAAAGUUUGUUUUGCAUAAAAGAGUUCCAGCCAUAUGCACCCAUUUGUACACCCCCUGUGCUUGUGUUGCUAAUAAAGGUUUAUAUUUGGUGUUGCUAAUAAAGGUUUGUAUUUGGCAUGGA
Molecule: messenger RNA, 7140 nt
Organism: Catharus ustulatus (Swainson's thrush)
Lineage: Eukaryota; Metazoa; Chordata; Aves; Passeriformes; Turdidae
Gene: NRIP2
Product: nuclear receptor interacting protein 2
Exons: 7
Coding region: 536-1300 (254 amino acids)
Biological process (GO): proteolysis
Molecular function (GO): aspartic-type endopeptidase activity
Source: RefSeq, a predicted model, not a curated record